Molecule: messenger RNA, 1401 nt
Organism: Closterium sp. NIES-65
Lineage: Eukaryota; Viridiplantae; Streptophyta; Zygnematophyceae; Desmidiales; Closteriaceae
Source: the annotation of a GenBank genome assembly
AUGGCGAGCGGAACGAGCGCGGAUGAUGGACGAAUCGAGCCGGUCUUUUCCGCGUGGAGCGGGGAUAAUGGGGCCCCGCGUGUUCCUCUGCGCCGUGACUCUUUCGCUUCUUCCGCUUAUUCCGCGCGUGGGCGCAGUGCCUAUGAGGGCAAGCACAAUCGACACUCUACUGAUCAUCAAGUCAUCGCUGGGCGUCACUCUCACCACGUGGGCAGCGGGCAACACGGGCUGCACCGUCACAAGCCAGACACAACAAGCAGGGGACUGGACGGGCAUGAUCUGCUCAACCACGGGGGAAGUGCGCCAGAUGUGCGUGCUGUGGGUGUGCGGGGAGUGAUGCAUGUGGGUGUGCGGGGAGUGAUGCAUGUGGGUGUGCGGGGAGUGAUGCAUGCGCAGCAAGGGGGGGGAGUGGACGGUUGUGAUUUGCUCACCCUCAAGGGAUGGUGCAUGGAGGCAUGGAUGUAUGAGAGUGGGGCGAUGCAGUGGAUGGAUAUCGACCUGGAGAAUCAGAAGCUGACAGGAAGCAUCCCAAAAGAAAUCUCCAAGCUCACUGCGCUCAAUCACAUGUACGUCAUGCCAGGGCUGGGCACCAACCUCUUGGUGCAGCGGCUCGCCGCGUUCACGUCCAACCUGCUGCCGCUCACCACCCUUGCGAACCUGUGCGUGCAUGCAAUGGCCCAGGCGCCUCAAAAACCCCCGUCCCACCCCCCUCCCGACCCCCUUUCCCCUACCCUCCCCCCUCCCCUUUUCUGCAGCAAGUUCUUCCGCAACUACCUCACCGGAACCUUCCCAGCCCCGGGCCCGGCCCUCAAAUACAUCGACCUGCAGCACAACUUCCUCUCAGGCUCCUUCCCCCCCCACUCCGCCACUUACUGCACCGCCACCAGCAACUGUUUCUCCCAGGCUUCCAACUGUGUGUCCACCGCCACCACCCAGCGCACCCCUGCUGCGUGCUCCAUCUGCAACGUCACCAUGGCAGCGGAUCCAGCAGGUACAGGCUGGGUGGUACCUGCACCGGGGUCCUCCCAGGUGCUAUGCGGGGGAGGCUCAUGUACUCCGAAUGCCUCGGUCCCUUUCAGCAAGGGCACGCCUUACACCUCCUCGUCUCCGCUGCUCCCGAUGUUCUGUGCUCUCAUCGGCAUGGCCUCGGGAUCAUCUCAGGCCAUGCUGGCUCUGAAGUCGUCCCUGGGAGUGACUCUCUCCUCAUGGGCCUCCGUUCCUACUGCGACCGUUAUGGGGGUGGUUUCAACGUCUGCCUCCUUUCCCACUGCCUCCUCGCCUUCACUGGCGUAUCUCUGCUCGGUGGCUGGGGCCUUGGCGGCUCCUAUACCUGCGUCUGCUGCUGCGAGUGCAUGGAAGGGCGUCGAGUGUAAUGCAGCUGGUGCUGUCGUGAAGAUGUGA